This is a messenger RNA of Nycticebus coucang (slow loris), 2162 nucleotides long. It is a transcript of the gene AMDHD1, whose product is annotated as amidohydrolase domain containing 1. The coding region runs from base 153 to 1433 and encodes 426 amino acids. NCBI's taxonomy places the organism in Eukaryota, Metazoa, Chordata, Mammalia, Primates, Lorisidae. Gene Ontology annotation, cellular component: cytoplasm. The record is from RefSeq and is a predicted model, not a curated record. The transcript has 9 exons. Gene Ontology annotation, molecular function: imidazolonepropionase activity.
GGAGCCACGCUCGGGGGAGGCCAGCAGUGCCCCUUCGCGGCUGCCAAGGGCAGCGGCUGCUAGCUCCCGCCCCUGCCCCUCCCUCCCUGCCCCUGGUGCGCUGCAGACUGCGGAGCCCAGCGGCCACCGGGAGACCCGCGGCGCGCGGCGACAUGGCGAGCGGCCACCGCCUCCUACUGGAGAACGCGCGGCAGGUGGUGCUGGUGUGCGGCCGAGGGGAGCGCUUCCUGGCGCAGGGUGCGGAGCGCAGCCUGGCGGUGCUGGAGGGCGCCAGCCUAGUGGUGGGCACUGAUGGUUUUAUAAAAGCUAUUGGGCCUGCCGAUGCUAUCCAAAGACAAUUUUCUGAAGAAACUUUUGAAGAAAGAAUUGACUGCUCUGGGAAAUGUAUCCUACCAGGUCUGGUGGAUGCGCACACACAUCCAGUAUGGGCUGGUGAAAGAGUUCACGAGUUUGCAAUGAAGUUGGCAGGAGCUACGUACAUGGAUAUUCACCAGGCCGGAGGAGGGAUCAACUUCACCGUAGAGCGCACGCGCCAGGCCUCGGAGGAGGAGCUGUUCCGCUCCCUGCAGGAGAGGCUGCAGUGCAUGCUGAGGGCUGGCACCACGCUGGUGGAGUGCAAGAGCGGAUACGGCCUCGACCUGCAGACGGAGCUCAAGAUGCUGCGCGUGAUCGAGCGUGCCCAGCGGGAGCUGGACAUCGGCAUCUCGGCCACUUACUGCGGGGCGCACUCAGUGCCCAAAGGGAAAACUGCUACUGAAGCUGCUGAUGACAUCAUUAAUAACCACCUCCCAACACUGAAGGAACUUAGCAGAAGAGGGGAAAUCCACAUUGACAAUAUAGAUGUGUUCUGUGAGAAGGGUGUCUUUGAUCUCGAUGCCACCAGAAGGAUUCUUCAAUGUGGAAAAGAUGCAGGGUUACAGAUUAACUUCCACGGGGAUGAACUUCACCCAAUGAAGGCUGCUGAGCUUGGGGCUGAACUGGGAGCCCAGGCAAUCAGCCACCUGGAAGAAGUGAGCGAUGAAGGCAUUGUUGCCAUGGCAACAGCCAAGUGCUCUGCUGUCCUUCUGCCCACUACAGCCUAUAUGCUGAGACUGAAGCAGCCUCGAGCCAGGAAGAUGUUAGAUGAAGGGGUAAUAGUUGCUCUGGGCAGUGAUUUCAAUCCUAAUGCAUAUUGCUUCUCAAUGCCAAUGGUCAUGCACCUGGCCUGUGUAAACAUGAGGAUGUCCAUGCCUGAGGCCCUGGCCGCUGCCACCAUCAAUGCAGCUUAUGCGCUGGGAAAGUCUCACACACAUGGAUCGUUGGAAGUCGGCAAACAGGGCAAUCUCAUCAUCAUCAAUGCGUCUAGAUGGGAGCAUUUGAUAUACCAGUUUGGAGGCCAUCACGAAUUAAUAGAGUGUGUUAUAGCUAAAGGAAAAGUCGUCUAUAAAAGAUGAUAGCUCUGAAAAGAAAGAAGACUCCUUGAUUGUAUGAGCCAAUACAGUUAUAGCACAAGUUAAAAUGCUUUAGUGGUUUACCAGAAUUAUGCCACUUACACCUAAAUAUAUUUCAUUGUCUUGUUCAUCUACUCGGAAAACCCGAGGGAUUGAUUUAUUUUAAUUUAACAUGUGCACCUGGAUGUUCAAACAGGUAACCCUGUUGUGAUAUUACUCAUGACACAUUAUUUCAUUAAUGUUGGUUACAAAUAUUCUAAAGAUUAAUAUGAUGGGUUAUCAUAAAAAUGCCUUUGUGGGGAACAGCAGAGUUGUCUUGAAAUUUUCAUUUUGUGUCUGCAUUUCACAUUUCACUUUUUAAACUAUACUUAGUGAACAUUGUGGUAUGGGAGGAAAUCCAAAUGAUAGGCCCCAGUGAAGCUAAAAUAUAGCUUUCUUUAAUAAGCAAAAAAUAUUUCUUCCUUCGCAUAGAUUAUCUUUCUAGAUGCUCUUCAAAUGAAUUAGUGUCUCUUGACAAAGGGUGUCCUUUCAUCUAAUAUCUCUCAAUCCAGCAUUAAAGCUGUGUUGCAAAGUUCAACACUUGUUGAUUUACACCCAGGUUAGGGCCUUUCUAUAAUGAACGCUUUUGACCAAAUCCAAUAAUGAAAUUUUGGGGGAAAUUGUUUCUAAGUGUUUUGAUUCUUCACAUUCCAGAUGGAUAACAUUUUACAACUCUCAAUAAAUAUUUGCUGU